AAUGAAUGAAAUAUUUUGUAAACAGCUGAUUUCCGCUUUGUCGAGUCAGCGCUUAACUUCGCCAACCAAGCCUCAACAUACUGCGUAUUUCUCUCGGAACAUCGAAGGAGAAAACGAAAUAAAUACGCAGAAAUACUCUUAUAACUGAGCCACUAAUCAAGAAAUAAUGGCUCAGCAUUUUGGAGGCACAACUGUAUUCAUGGAUGUUGAAAAUAGACACACUUCAAAUAACCAAAUUAAUCGGAAAUCAAAGAGGGAAGAUGCAUCAAAUCGAGGACAGAAUGGUCCACAGGCAACAAAAAGGGCGGCGCUGGUCGCUAUUUCAACAAAUACUUCAACACGGAUUCAGCCGUUUAGGGCGGUAAAGCAGCAGACAACAGAAUUAUCUGAGAAUGUUUACCAAGACGAAAAUGCAUUGGUCAACCGAACUAGUAAGCAACCUUUCUCAAUUACCUGUGGGAGGCCCACUGCCUUCUCUAUUCAUGUGGAUUCUGAAGGUGUAUCGUCGUCAACAACAAAGGAGCACUCGAUACCAGCUAUGUUACAACAACUGCCCACAGCAGUGACUACGUCAAGUAGACAACCACUUUCAGAAGUUUUCCUUAAUUUAGAUCAAAGUGCAGAUUCACCAAUGGUUCUAGAUGCAUCUAUGCAAAGUGAACAAGACACUAGUGAGAGAAUAGUAGAUAUUGAAGAAAAUGAUGCAGAAACUCAAUCUGCAGCAGAAUAUGCUGCAGACAUCUACCAGUACUUAAAAGAAGCUGAACAAAAGCAUCGCCCAAAACCAGGAUAUAUGCGCAAGCAGCCAGACAUCAACUCAAACAUGCGUUGUAUUCUCGUUGACUGGUUGGUAGAGGUAGCAGGAGAAUAUAGAUUGCAUGAUGAAACGUUAUAUCUUGCAGUCUCAUACAUCGAUCGAUUCCUAUCUCAAAUGAGUGUACUUCGUAGCAAGCUGCAACUCGUGGGGGCAGCAAGCAUGUUUGUAGCAGCGAAAUUUGAAGAAAUUUACCCACCUGAUGUUGGCGAGUUUGUGUACAUCACAGACGACACAUACAAAGUUAAGCAAGUACUGAGAAUGGAACACCUUAUACUCAAAGUGUUGUCCUUUGACCUCGCUUUACCAACUAUUAACAGUUUCCUGAGUAGAUAUUUGAAAGCUACAAAUGCAGACAACAAAACAGAACACCUGGCUAGGUAUUUGGCAGAGUUAACGCUACAACAAUAUGACCCAUACAUCCGGUAUCUGCCUUCGUUAAUUGCAGCCUCAGCUGUAUGUCUAGCUAAUCACACCAUGGAAAAACCUGCAUGGUCUGCUUUGUUGACUUAUCACACUGGAUAUAAAAGUGAGGAAAUUAGCCAGUGUGUCAAGGAUCUUUUUCAAACAUUCAUCAACGCACCAAAUUCACCUCAACAAGCCGUCAGAGAGAAGUACAAAGCACAAAAGUUCAGUAGUAUUUCCUUAGUACCAGCACCUGUCACAGCGCCCUUGUUAUGACUAGGGCCUUCUUCUGGUGCCACACCGAUUUUAAAACGUCUUCGAGUGUUUGAGCAGUUGACGAGUACUCGAUAAGGAACACGGAAUAGCAGCGUUUAUUCAGAAGUUAAAUCAUGUAAAAAACAAUAGGUUUAUUCUGCACAUAAUUUUGAAUAUGUAAUUUGCGAUUUUAAAAAUCGGUUCUCUCACAAAUAUUAAUGAAGACUUUUUAUGCGAUUUUAAUAAGUAGGCUGCUUCCCUACCAGCUGAUGUAUGCUACUUUAUUAAUGCAUUUUAAUUAUUCAUUUAAGUUAGUUUUAUUUCCUGGUUUUAAACAUUGCUUAUAUAAGUUACUGUUCAAUAUUGUACAUUUAUUAUUCUUGCAUGACAAACAUUGGGUUAUUGUUAUAGACUUAGUAAAUCAAUACAAGUUUUCAUAUUGGAAUGCUUUUGUAACUUUUUGGUAUUGUCAGACCCAUUUAAUUUACCUUGGCAAAUAUGUAUUUUGUGUGUAUUGUAUAUAAAUUGAGUGUAAUAAAGAAUUUUAUCUG
This is a messenger RNA of Anneissia japonica, 2025 nucleotides long. Its product is annotated as G2/mitotic-specific cyclin-A-like. The coding region runs from base 167 to 1495 and encodes 442 amino acids. NCBI's taxonomy places the organism in Eukaryota, Metazoa, Echinodermata, Crinoidea, Comatulida, Comatulidae. Gene Ontology annotation, cellular component: cyclin A2-CDK2 complex; cytoplasm; nucleus. Gene Ontology annotation, biological process: regulation of cyclin-dependent protein serine/threonine kinase activity; mitotic cell cycle phase transition. The record is from RefSeq and is a predicted model, not a curated record. The transcript has 9 exons. Gene Ontology annotation, molecular function: cyclin-dependent protein serine/threonine kinase regulator activity.